Molecule: messenger RNA, 1166 nt
Organism: Rhizophagus irregularis DAOM 181602=DAOM 197198
Lineage: Eukaryota; Fungi; Glomeromycota; Glomeromycetes; Glomerales; Glomeraceae
Source: RefSeq, a predicted model, not a curated record
AUGGUAUCUGGUGAAACCUUUAUAACUGGAAGAUGUGGAAAAUACAAAUAUUUAGAACAAGAGUUAUACAAAUUAUACAUUAGUCAAUGUAAUAAUAUUAAAGAAUUAUCAUGGAGAACCUCACAACCUAUAUUAUCAUUCCCAGGAGCCUCAACAUGUUUUUCUCAACUUCAUGGUUUGAGUAUUGAAAUUGAUAAAGUUGAUAAUGAUUCACUUUAUAAGAUGGCACAACUUUGUAAAGAUUUGAACGUAUUAAUUAUUCAUGAUUAUUCUCAAGAAAAAAUUUCUGGAUUAAUCUCUUUAAUUGAUGCACAAAGAAAAUUAAAAAGUGUAUCAUUUGAACAUAUUACGAAAGGACCUACUUGUAAAGAAUUAAGUGAAGCAUUAGCAAGGAAAGGAAAUACGAUUAAUAAACUUAAUUUACGCUCAGUUAGAAUUAUUCCACCUUCAUUCUUAACAUCACUAACUAAUCUAAAAAAAAUAACAAUUUAUAGUGAUUAUGAUAGUGAUGAAGAUACUAAAGAAGAAUUUCAAAAUUAUCUUGCAAUUUCAGAAUUUCCUGAACUUCAAAUUCUUUGUCUUAAUGGAUUAUCAUGUUUUAAAGAAUCUGCAACUUUAGUUGAAAAAACAAAAGGAAAUAUUUCACAAGUUAAUAUUUAUACUUUUGAUAAUGUUGCUGAAAAUACAGGAUUGUUGAUUAAAGCAAUAGCUAAUAAUUGUCCAAAUAUUGAACAAUUAUCAACAUAUCUUGUACCUGAAGAUUUCGAUUAUGUUAAAUCAUUGUUAUUAAAUUGUAAAAAUCUAAUAUAUUUAGGAUUAAAUAGUUUAGAUUAUUCUAUGGGUAUGAAUGAUGAAAAUGAUAAUAUAGGUGAUAAUUUAUUAGAUAUAUUAACAAAUUUUUCACCAAAAUCUUUAACUAAAAUAGUAAUAGGUGCAGAAAUACAAUAUGGAUACAAAUGUAUGCAAAGAAAUUAUGCUACGAGUAAGAUGGAUCCCAAAUAUUUAUUAAAUUAGAGUGAUAUCAUUAUUAUUUUUGUAUUGUUUUAUUUAGAAUUAUUUAAACACUAAGACUAUAGUAGCAAUAUUUGCAAAUUUUCUUAGUUUGUAAUUUAUAUAAUUCAUUUUAUUUAUUUAUAAACUUGUAUACAAUAUAUAGAAUAUGAAUA